This is a messenger RNA of Corythoichthys intestinalis (scribbled pipefish), 2397 nucleotides long. RefSeq names its product tetratricopeptide repeat protein 39B-like. The record is from RefSeq and is a predicted model, not a curated record. The transcript has 18 exons. NCBI's taxonomy places the organism in Eukaryota, Metazoa, Chordata, Actinopteri, Syngnathiformes, Syngnathidae. Gene Ontology annotation, molecular function: protein binding. The coding region runs from base 264 to 2009 and encodes 581 amino acids.
UGGUAAUUGCAAUUUCACACUGCAGAUCUUCCUGGAUAGGUUGCUUUUUACAGUAGAUGGUGAAACAACUAGCAGAUUGUGCGAUGCCGUGUGUAACAUCAGGAGAUGCGACAGUGGGAUGGUCCCAUAAUCUUAGCCCAGUAUAAAAAUCAACAGAUGGAAACGUUAAUGAACAUUUAUCCUCCGAGUAGAGACCAAGACCUGCCAAGAAGCUUUUUUGUCUUCAUCCUUAGGUGUACGGAAAAACUUUGUACUCUUCCGAAAUGGAGAUUGAAGACUAUUCCCAGCACCAGAUGGACAAAACCUCUUCUGGAAAUAAGCUAUCACCACCAAUGGAUUUAGAGGCGGCGUUAAAGGAAUGCUCCGGCGCCCUCGAUCUCUUCCUUAACAACAGGUUCGCAGACGCAUUGGCUCUUCUCGCACCCUGGAAGGGCCAGAGCAUGUACCACGCGAUGGGGUACAGCAGCAUUCUAGUGAUGCAAGCCGGCAUGACUUUUGACCCAAAGGACAUGAAUGCUGCUAUGGAGGCGCUAAGUGACGCCCUACUUAUAUGCCAGAGGUUCAGAAAGAAAACCGGGAUAAUGGAGACGCUCUCCAAUCUGUGGUAUAGACACUCACCUGAAAGCUUGACAGAAGAGGAAAUGCACGCCGAGCUGUGCUACGCCGAAGUUCUGCUCCAAAAAGCGGCGCUCACCUUCCUGGACGAGAGCAUCAUCGGGUUCAUCAAGGGAGGCAUGAGGAUCCGAAAUAGCUAUCAGAUCUUCAAGGAGUGUCAAGUUAUGGUUCACAACAAUUUGGAAAUGCAGAAAAAUAGUACAAAUGUUCACUUUAAGGGUGGUGUCAGCAUGGGAAUUGGAUCUUUUAAUUUGAUGCUUUCUCUGCUACCAAGUAGAAUCCUCAAACUAAUGGAGUUUUUGGGAUUCUCAGGGGACAGGGAGUUGGGUUUGUCCGAAUUGCGAGCCGGCGCAUCCAGCGGCAGUCUACGCUCGAUUCUCAGCACUUUAACUCUGCUUAUGUUUCACCUUUACAUCUCAGUCAUUCUGGGUUCUGGCGACGUGGACCUGACCGAGGCCGAGGCUUUGCUGGAACCUUACGCGAAAAGAUUUCCCAAUGGAGCUCUUAUGCUUUUCUAUGUUGCCAGAAUUGCCUUGCUGAAAGGAAACAUCCGAUUUGCUCAGGAAAAAUUUCUGGCCUGUAUCGCGGCCCAGCAGGAGUGGCGCCAGAUUCACCACUUGUGCUACUGGGAACUGAUGUGGGCCUACUCUUUUGAACAGAACUGGAGGGAAGCCUAUCAUUAUGCCGAUCUGCUCUGCAAGGAGAGCAAGUGGUCGCAGUCCGUCUACGUGUUCCAGAAGGCCUCCAUACUGAGUAUGCUCCCAGAGGAGGAGGUCCAGAAACUGGGUGAAAAUGUGGUGGACUUAUACAGGGAAGUGGACGGUCUGAGACUAAAGAUGGCCGGGAAGUCCAUCCCGACGGAGAAGUUUGCGGCCAAAAAGGCUCAGCGCUACUCUUCCUCUAAGCCUGGGAAACUGGUCGUACCUGCCCUGGAGAUGAUGUACGUGUGGAACGGCUUCACCAUCGUCGGAAAACGCGCCGACUUGACGGAAAACAUCCUGACUACGUUGGAGAAAGCGGAGGAGGAGCUCAAACAUAAUUCAAACCCGUCCGACUAUCACUUGGAUGACCAGUGCGUAGUUCAACUUCUCAAGGGCUUGUGUCUGAGGCAGUUGGGGCAGCUCGACCAGGCAGAAGUCUGCUUCAACCGUGUCAUAUCCAGCGAAAGUGACCUGAAGCAUGACAACUACCUGGUGCCAUUCACCAUGUACGAGUUGGGCUUGCUGCACAAGCAGAGAGGCGACAUUGAAAAGGCCAUUUUGGUGAUUGAAAGCGCCAAGAUGGACUACAAGGACUACAACAUGGAGUCGCGUCUACAUUUCCGUAUCCACGCCGUGCUCAAUAGCAUGAACUCCAGCGCCGCCAAGAUGCCGCCUUCGCGUACGACGUUGUGAACGCCCCCGUGAUGUCACAUGUAGUACUGACUGUCUUAAAAAGUUAUUUGCCAACUUUUUAUCAAUAGCUUCUCAUGCCAAAAAUGCUUCAUAAUAUAAAUUACGUCUAGGGAUGGGACUUAAUCUGAUGAAUUAGAUGCUUUUUAAUGAAUUAAUUUCAUUUAAAUUGCAUAGCAAUAUUGUACCAGGAAAAUUGUUAACUCAUUCAAUCUUUUGUAAUUAUUUAAUCAUGAUUGACACUUGAAACGCCAACUCCCAGUUACUUCCUGUUUGCUUUCCCAAAGGGAAAUGGAGAGAAAAUACUGGUUGUAUUCUAGUUUUUAAUCUAUAUUAAGUAUUUUGUAUAAAGCUCUUCGUAUAUAUUUUUUCCUAAGUAUGAAAUGUAUCA